This is a messenger RNA of Microbotryum saponariae, 1330 nucleotides long. NCBI's taxonomy places the organism in Eukaryota, Fungi, Basidiomycota, Microbotryomycetes, Microbotryales, Microbotryaceae. The record is from the annotation of a GenBank genome assembly.
AUGGAAGAUACAGUCGCCACAAUGCAAAAGGUCGAAUCGUCCUCAACUGUCCAGGCUGAUCAAUGUCAAUCUCCGCCGGCUCUCCCACCGCAGCCUGCGGCGCUGGCCUGGCAUCCACCAAAACCAAGAGGUGAUUCAGCAACAACGACGAGUCACACAUCAGCUUCACAGCUCGCUAUCCCGUACACCACCAAGGAAGGAGUUACUUUUGCGGGCCGAAAACGUGGCGGAUACACGAUGAUCAUUCCGACUGCCGCCCCACACUUCAAGACCUCACAAAAGGAGCUUGGGGAGCCACGAAAGGAGCUCGACCGAUCGGCAGAGGCGUCGUCGACCAAGGUCGACGAUGAUGAUGUUAUCAAUGACGAAGCCAAAGAAUCUGAUGCAGAGGAUGACGAAGCUGAAGGGUUCGAAGAACAAGAUUCCAAUUACCAGCCAUCAGUCACAUCCUCGACUCCCUCCGAGGGGCCACAACGAGCUCCGGUGCGAGUGGAGGUUGAGCGCAUCGACGACGAUUUGUGCGAUGACGACUCGAGCGAAAGCGCAUUUUCUAUCGAAGAGAUGGAUACGUCCUUUUUUGAGUCUAUCGACAGAAAGGAACAGAGUCUGAUCAGGGUCGCGGUCAUGUUCUUGAUGGGGGAGAGCAAGAAGUGAGUGAAGAUGGCGCUGGUGUGAAUAUUCGGCGAUUGAGGCUGACUCGGGCUAUCGUAGAUCAAUGCAUCGCAGAACGGGAUUGAGCCUCUCCAAGAUCAUGAAGUUCAUCAAUAAUAAACCUGUGGGUAACACUUCAUCUCUGUUGGCUUCGUACACUCUGCUGCCUACUCACUGGGGAUUAUCCUUUUUGAAUGCAUCUUAGUUCAGCACGGGAAAGCAAUUAGGUCGACGCCGGAUCCUUGAAGCUGCGCAAGAAGUCUUUGAUCGAGAAUGGGACAACAAGUACAGUUCAUCGUUCACUUCAACCACGGUGGCCAAAUCGAAGAUCUCGGUUGCCAUCCCAACUUCCUCAUCGUCCGCCGAACAAUUUCCACCUCAGAGUCCUCCUUCGACAUCCGAUGCGAACUAUCGUCCUUCGAAGUACGUGUCGUCGGUGAAUUUCAAGUACUCGGAACAACAACUCGUGACGUACUACGUCCACUGGCUUGAGGGAGCAUCCAAGACCGAAGCGAGCAGGAAUUCGGGUGUCAACGAGCGAAGCGCGAUCCGUGCCUUUUGGGAAAAAGGACCCCAGACCCAAGCAAUCCGCGAGCGAAGGAAAAGGGUCAUCUCUAUCGCGGAGAAACAGGUGGCGAACGCGAAGCAGAGGGAAAAAACAAAGGUGUGUUUUCUGUAA